AUGUGCAUCCUCUUUUGUUACGUUCAACGACAUGACGAAAAAUGUGACUUAGGCUAUGAAUUGAUUCUACUUUCGAAUCGUGAUGAAGAUUUUCAACGACCUACUAUUGCUGCUCAUGUAUGGCCGCAGACAAACUUUGUACUUGGAGGAAGAGAUCAAAUGGCAUCAUGUGAAGGUGGUACUUGGCUUUGUCUUCAUACCAAACAAGGAAAAAUUGGUGUGUUAACGAAUAUCUCCUCUGCUGUAAUGAGACAAAGAAAUCCCACAGCACUUCGUCGAGGUUUCAUUGUACCUAACUAUGUUAACAACUCCGAGAUGGAUCUUGAUACAUACAUGGAGCUACUACAAUCGAACAAAAGCAAUUAUAUACCUUUCAGUUUUCUUGGAUUCGAACGAGACCCGAAGUUCAAUGAGUGGCGAGUACAAUAUAUAGAUAAUGUUCCACCGUUGUCUCCUCCAAUGACGAUUCAAUCAUCGCUCUUCGGCUUAAGUAAUCAUCCAUUUGGGGAACAACAUGAAUUUGAAAAAACCCGUUAUGGAUGCCAAUUAUUGAAAACUAUACUUGCCGAUUUAUCCGAUAAUCAUACAAGACCAAUCAUCGAUGAGAAGGAACUUAUUCGACGCAUGUUCGAUUUGUUAAGUGAUAAUACAAUCUUCUGGAAUGAUGUUAACAUGACCAAUGCUUAUCCUCAAUAUACAUCGGAUCGUCGUAAUCAAAAUUCAUCAAUUCAUGUCCGCGAGCCAAAUAAAGAAAAGCCCGUCUAUGGCACGAGAACAUCGACAGUUAUUCUUGUUCGCCGAAAUCAAUCCGGACUCUUUAUCGAGAAGACCCUGACAGAUCCACCUGGGAAUCCGAAUGGAUGGAGCGAGCAAAUAUUCGAGUUUCAAUUGGACAAUAUCAAUGAAGAACCUGUGUUGAAAUCUUUUUUAUCGUAA
Rotaria sordida is the source of this 936-nucleotide messenger RNA. The record is from the annotation of a GenBank genome assembly. Lineage: Eukaryota; Metazoa; Rotifera; Eurotatoria; Philodinida; Philodinidae.